AUGGAGCGGCAGGGCGCGCCCCUCAGCGAGGCGGAGGCGGCGUUGGUGCUGACCGCGCUGCGCUACCUCCACGUCGAGUUGCGCGCGCUCCACCGCGACGUCAAGGCGGCCAACGUGCUCCUGACCGCCUCGGGCGCCGCCCGAGCGAACUCGUGCACGCCGCAUUGGAUGGCGCCGGAGGCGUUUGCGGCUGUUGACAUCUGGGGGGUUGGCAUCACUGCCAUCGAGCUGAUGUCGAUAAAACCCCCCUGGUCCUCCCUCUCCUCCGUCUUCGAAAUCAUCCUCGCCAUCGAAAAAAACCCCCCGCCCGAGGGGGAAGGCUCCCCCGUGCUGCGCGACUUCGGGAGGGGCGCGCUCGUCAAGGACGCCGUCGCGCGCCCCUCUGCCGAAGCGCGCCACCCAAACAUCGUCGGCUACUACGACUACUUCACGCGGCUACACGACGGCGAGGAGCUCCUCUGGAUCGGCGCGCCCCUCAGCGAGGCGGAGGCGGCGUUGGUGCUGACCGCGCUGCGCUACCUCCACGUCGAGUUGCGCGCGCUCCACCGCGACGUCAAGGCGGCCAACCUGAUGUCGAUGAAGCCGCCCUGGUCCUCCCUCUCCUCCGUCUUCGACAUCAUCCUCGCCAUCGUAAACAACCCGCCGCCCGAGGCGGAGGGCUCGCCCGUGCUGCGCGACUUCGUGAGGUGCGCGCUCGUCAAGGACGCCGUCGCGCGCCCCUCGGCCGACGUGUUGCUCAAGCACAAACUCGUCGCCGGCGCGCGCAGCGACGCGCUUGCGGCCGUCGUCAAGAAGGGGGCGCCCAAGAUUGGCGCGCUCUAG
This is a messenger RNA of Emiliania huxleyi CCMP1516, 822 nucleotides long. RefSeq lists its product as hypothetical. The coding region runs from base 1 to 822 and encodes 273 amino acids. The record is from RefSeq and is a predicted model, not a curated record. The transcript has 8 exons. Gene Ontology annotation, molecular function: protein kinase activity; ATP binding. Lineage: Eukaryota; Haptophyta; Isochrysidales; Noelaerhabdaceae. Gene Ontology annotation, biological process: protein phosphorylation.